UUAACCACCGACCUGAAAUACCACCCUCUUUUUCUUUUUGGUAACAACACACCACUCUUCGAAAUCAGGGGAUCGUCAUUUAGCACUCCAUAAUACUCGUUCGUUGUUGAGUCGUUUUCAGAUAGGAGGAGAAGAGCGCAACAAUGUCGUGGCUCGCGAGGUCUUUCGCCAACUCCCUGAGGUCCGACCUCCGCCACGGCGGCGGCAGUGGCAGUGGCGUCGAUGACGACGGUGGAGACGCCAACGAGGGCGGAGCGGUGAAGACGGGAGAAGACGGAAAAGGAGAACAAGACCUUCCGAUCGAUCCAGAAAGCGGUGGCCGAGGCGUCAAAGAGGAUCUCUCGGAGCUUACCAAAACCCUAAGUCGUCAAUUCUGGGGCGUCGCCAACUUCCUCGCCCCUCCCCCCCCAAUCCCCUCCUCCACGUCGGAUGGCGAUCGCCAGUCCGAUCCGGCGGCCUCCGAGGGUGUGGAUCAGUCGGAGUUCGCAGAAUCUCAGGCGAUCACGGGAAUCCGGAGUGAUUUCGCCGAGAUCGGAGGGAGAUUCAGGUCCGGAAUAUCCAGGCUAUCCGGCCACAAGGCGGUGUCGGAGAUCUCCAAGAUUGCCUCCACCUUUCUCCCAUUUGGAUCCGAAGAGGACGAGGAGCAGAUCGAGGAGUCUGAGGGGAGGCUUGGCAGGGAUGCUGUUGGUGUUACGGAGGAGGUGUUGGCGUUUGCGAGGAACAUCUCCAUGCAUCCGGAGACAUGGCUGGAUUUCCCAUUGUUGGCUGACGACGAAGAUUCUGAUGAUUUUGAUAUGUCUGAUGUCCAACAAGAGCAUGCACUUGCUGUGGAACGCCUUGCACCAAGAUUAGCAGCUUUGAGGAUUGAACUCUGCCCAACCCAUAUGAGUGAAGGGUGCUUUUGGAAAAUUUAUUUCGUGCUUCUGCAUCCCAGACUCAAUAAGCAUGAUGCUGAGCUUUUGUCAACACCUCAAAUUGUGGAAGCCAGGGCAAUGUUGUUACAGAGGUUGCAGAGUCGGACAAAGCCAGAAGUAGAGAAACCUAGGGUAGAUGUAUCAUACAGGAAAGGAGAUGAUACCUCAGUUCCACUCAAGGAGCAGUUCACCGGAUCAAGAGAUAUCUAUGAAACAACAUCACCAAGGACUCGAGAAGGUGGGACUUCUGUCUCAUUUGCAGAUUUUGAGACGGAAAAGCAUCCUAUUCUAACAACCGACACAAGAAUUAUUGACAAGUCUGUAAUUGAAGAACAGCCGCCAGUCCGACCACAUAAAGAUGUUAGUGAUACCUCAGAAAUCUUCAUUCAAAAAUUUGAUGAUGAGGGUGAUGACUGGUUGGAAGAUGAUUCAGGAGAAAUGGGCGUUCCAGGAACCAGCGCCAUUCCUUUUGAGAAUGACGAAGAUGUGUCAUUUAGUGACCUAGAAGAAGAAGAUGAUAGAAACGUGCCUGCAAGCUCCAAACCAGAGUCCAAGACAAUCAACUCGCAGCCAAAGGAUAAAGCAAUGUUGGUUGACAAAAGCUCAGGGGGCUCGGCAAAGGAGGGAAAUUCUAUCAUCCAGCAGACUAACGGGGAAUCAAAUGAUUGGCCAAGUGUUGAUGAUAUUUGAUUGCGUCCGGCAUCAUAUACAUAUAUAUAUAUAUAUAUAUCGUCAGUCUUAAACCACUGGUUUUAUUUGUGCCAUUCAUAUGUUGCUGAUGUUCUGUACAUGAAGUUUAUUACUUGUCAAUGUUUCGUAUGUGAAAUAUGGAAUAUAAACAAAUUUGUGAACGCCUCCCUUGGGGAAUUGCUUAAGCUUGCAUUUGGUUUAUUUAUUA
Molecule: messenger RNA, 1812 nt
Organism: Elaeis guineensis (African oil palm)
Lineage: Eukaryota; Viridiplantae; Streptophyta; Magnoliopsida; Arecales; Arecaceae
Source: RefSeq, a predicted model, not a curated record